UGCAGCCAUUGCACCGCCGAGCAUCCCACAUUCAACAGGAGGAACCCGCGGGAGAGGAUCCCCGAGACCCCAGCGCCGCAGCCGCCACAGCCCGUGCGCCCCGCGCCAUGGCCAAGGAAGGCGUGGAGAAGGCGGAGGAGACGGAGCAAAUGAUCGAGAAGGAGGCAGGCAAGGAGCCGGCGGAAGGCGGCGGCGGCGGCGGCUCUCACCGCCUGGGGGACGCCCAGGAGAUGCGCGCCGUGGUGCUGGCCGGCUUUGGGGGACUCAACAAGCUGCGGGUCACCAGGAAGGCCAUGCCCGAGCCACAGGACGGCGAGCUCAAGAUCCGCGUCAAAGCCUGUGGUUUAAACUUCAUUGACUUGAUGGUGCGACAAGGGAAUAUUGACAAUCCUCCUAAGGCUCCCCUGGUGCCAGGAUUUGAGUGUUCCGGGAUUGUUGAAGCCCUGGGGGACGGCGUGAAAGGAUUCGAGAUUGGGGACCGUGUCAUGGCAUUUGUCAACUACAAUGCCUGGGCCGAGGUGGUCUGCACACCAGUGGAAUUUGUCUACAAGAUCCCAGAUGACAUGAGCUUCUCCGAGGCUGCUGCAUUCCCCAUGAACUUCGUCACGGCCUACAUGAUGCUCUUUGAAGUCGCCAACCUCCGAGAAGGGAUGUCUGUGCUCGUACAUUCGGCUGGCGGUGGUGUGGGCCAGGCUGUGGCUCAGCUGUGUUCCACCAUCCCCAAUGUGACUGUCUUUGGGACGGCUUCUACCUUCAAACAUGAAGCCAUCAAAGACUCCGUGACCCACCUCUUUGACAGAAAUGCAGACUAUGUGCAGGAAGUGAAAAGAAUCUCUGCUGAAGGAGUGGACAUUGUUUUGGAUUGCCUCUGUGGGGACAACACUGGAAAAGGUCUCAGCCUUCUCAAACCACUGGGAACCUACAUUUUAUAUGGUUCAUCCAACAUGGUGACCGGAGAGACCAAGAGCUUCUUUAGCUUUGCAAAAUCAUGGUGGCAGGUCGAGAAAGUGAACCCCAUCAAGCUCUAUGAAGAGAACAAAGUCAUCGCUGGGUUUUCCCUUUUAAAUCUGCUCUUCAAGCAGGGCCGUGCUGGCCUCAUUCAACGAGUGGUGGACAAACUCAUUGGGCUUUACACCCAGAAGAAGAUCAAGCCCGUGGUGGACUCCCUGUGGGCCCUGGAGGAGGUGAAGGAGGCCAUGCAGCGGAUUCACGACCGAGGAAACAUCGGCAAGUUAAUUCUGGACGUGGAAAAGACCCCGACUCCACUGAUGGCCAAUGACAGCACGGAGACCAGCGAGGCCGGAGAAGAGGAGGAGGACCAUGAGGGUGACAGCGAGAACAAGGAAAGGAUGCCCUUCAUCCAGUAACCCAGGACCUCGGCAGGAGGACAUGCAGGGUGGUUUGGAGGAAGAGGAGCUGGCUGAGAAAGCUCUCCUGUGCCCCAGUGAACAAAUGUUGUAGUCCAGUGAGUGUUGUGUUUGUCUGCAGUCAGCUGAGCUAAAAAGCUGUUGAUUACCGUUGUUUCUGAAAUUAAGUGCCAAUCCCAUUCCAUGCAGUAUUAUGUCCCUCCCUGAUCUGUGUGUGACACUACCUGCUCCCCUGUUUCAAAACCGUCCAUCUUUGGGUCCUUCUCGACAGUUCCAGAACAGCCUUGCAAAUUAAUAUGAGCCCACAGGUCCAGUGCUUAAGAGGCCAGACCCGGGCAGAGACAAGUUUGGAAGGAGAGGUGUUAUCACAGAGCACUGUCCAGAUCCUCGAGUUCUUCAGGCCAAUGACACUUUCUGCCACCAGCCACCCAUGCUUUGGACAAGAGCACUUGCCAAUUUGGCUGGCAGGAAGAGGGUAGGCCGGGAGAUGUUUCCACGAGCCCUUAAGUUUAGGAUCUCUCCAAGCAGUAUUUCCUUUCUUCCCACUUAACAGGCAACCUCCCUACAGUCCUUCAGUUGCUUCAUGGUCAAAAGGUUGAAGCAUCCUCCUCUCAACCUCUGAUUCUGAAUCCCUUCACUGGUUCUUAGCCAAAAACAUUGGGGAAAGAGAUGUGGAAUUUUCAAGGAUAGAAGAUGGGUCAACUACCCACAUGUGAGGACCAGCCCCAGAGAUUCCUCCUCUGAAACCAUGUCUCAUGAGCAAAGUCCCCCUUCUGCCAUAUAUAGUCUAUUUUCAUUUUAAGAAAACUCACCCGGUGUGGGACUAUUUCAGAAGUCAUUACUCAAGACACGCCUAUGUUUGCUUGCUUGCCAUUGGCAUGACCAAUUUUGUUCUUUUCAUUUCUUGGUACUGAAUAGUCACCUUUACCUUGGCUCCCCCUUUGUAGACCAUAUUUGAGGGGGGAAAAAUCAAUGAGUAUCUCUUUUUCUUGCCAAAGCAGGUUCCAACAUGUAACAAACUCUCAUGAUACAGAAGGUCGAUGUUUAGUGUCUGAUGCCCAAUGUGCAGUUCCUUUCCUCUGAAAUAUAAAAUUAUGGUGCAGACUC
Camelus dromedarius (Arabian camel) is the source of this 2474-nucleotide messenger RNA. It is a transcript of the gene VAT1L, whose product is annotated as vesicle amine transport 1 like. The record is from RefSeq and is a predicted model, not a curated record. The transcript has 9 exons. NCBI's taxonomy places the organism in Eukaryota, Metazoa, Chordata, Mammalia, Artiodactyla, Camelidae. Gene Ontology annotation, molecular function: zinc ion binding; oxidoreductase activity. Bases 108 to 1367 code for a protein of 419 amino acids.